AAAGCAGAUAGAUUCUAGUGUGUUCUUUCUCGUGCAAAGUCUUUACGAUUGAUUCUUCACUCUUCUAUUUGACAGGUAGGUUCGGAUUGCCUGCCAAUUUCUCGCCGGUUUGGUGACUUUAGAGAAGUUCGAUGGCCAAUUCGUCCAGGCUGCUUCCCUCCCGGCAUAGCAUAAGCACCGAUUCUGACAUCAGCUUGCUCCACGAACGAAUCCAGUACCGGCGCUGGUUCCGGCAGCCAGGUUAAAAAAUGACGACGAGAUCGAAUUUCUACAAGAAUUCUUCAAUCUCAUACAAGAAGGAUUUGAGCGUCUCUUCUGUGAUUCAGAACCUCAAAGCUUAUAACGUUGCAACCGGAAAUGUUCCCGUGACCGAUGACCAACCGCGCACCGGCGAGGGAAAGGAGGGUCGGGAAAAGCGAAAAGUUCGCGCCGAAAAACCUCCUCGACCUAGCAAGCGCCGGGAAGUUGAGGAGGAUGAUGAUCGGCCGAUGUCUCACCAGGAUUACGUCAUAAAAUCAGGAAAGAAGCCAGCUCAUCUCAGCCUUAUGAAUCACUGAGUGCUGAUGUUUUGGUAACUUUGGAGUUCAAAUGUUGGAAUCAAUUGAUGAGCUGGGAUGGUUUCAUAUUGUUUCUUCAUGGUUGUUACUGUGGCAGGAGAAUUCGAAAUCGGUGUUGAAUUUGGUGGCCUAUGGAAGCGAUGAAAGCAGUUCUUCAGAAUCUGAAGUGGAGGGUACUUCACAGACUGAUCAGACAAAUGAAGUUGACCAAAUCAAGACAAGAGACGAACAGCGGUUUCCACUUGCUGGAGAACCGUUCUGUGUGGUAUGCGGUAAAUAUGGGGAGUACAUCUGCGACGAGACAGAUGAUGAUAUAUGUAGUCUGGAAUGCAAGGCUGAGCUUAUACGGAGGCUACAAUGUGCUAAGAGAGCACAAAGCAACAUUAACAGUGAUGUCUCCCCAUCUAAACUCCAAGGUGUACAAGUAAUGCCUGAGUUUAGGGAUGGCACUUGGGACUACAAACAGAACUGCUGGUCCAAACAGAGAUCAAAUCUUUGUACCUAUGAAUGCUGGAAAUGCCAUAAACCUGGGCACCUUGCAGAAGACUGUUUGGCAGAAUCAGAGGACCAGGUCAGGCAUUCUGCUCUGCCCAGAAUUAAUAAAAAUUAUAAAUUUCGCUCUCUUGUGAAGUAAAGGUGGACUAGCAGACUGAUUUCACUUAUCAAAGUAAGCAACAUGCAGGCUUUAGCUAGGAGAUCGAAUUCCAUAUCUAAGGAUCUCCGUGGACUUUACAGAAGUGCAGGACACUUAAAUGAGCAUAUCAGGACGCACCUAUCCCAUCAGCAAUAUUACUCCCAUAAACUUAAACGACUUGUGAAAUGCUGCAAAUCAACAUGCAAGGUGACUAAGAUGAGGGAUCUUUUGGUUUGCCAGUUCUGCUUUGACAAAGCUUUCGACAAGUUCUAUGAUAUGUAUACCGCAAGUUGGAAACCUACUGGACUUUCAAUCAUCUCGGGUUCUAUUUGCUGCGAAGAUCACUUGAAUGGUAAGCCUCUAUGUACAUCUUCGAUACUCUUUGUCCUUCGUAUUCGUGGAUGCCUCAUCCGUCAAGGUGAGCUUGGUUGCUUUGAUUUGGCCAGGCAUAGAAUGAAUUGCUUGAAUGCAGACCUUGAAGAGAAGGCAUAUAUUCUAUCCAGAAGUCCACAGAAGGGCAAGUCCGUUCAACUAAGCGACUUCAUUUUUUGAGAAGCAAAAAUUACUUCCCUGAAAUUGUCCUUGCCUUUCCGUACGCAACUGGUGAGUGCGAGUGUAUCAUUGGAAACAAAAAGUUAGGAAGACAAGAUCGAACAAAAAUUUGGUAUCUCUAAUUAAUAAUUCUACUAUGUUUCAAAAUUUUUGGCAUCUCUAAUAAAUUGAAUUGCUUGCUGGCCUCUUUCCUCCCUCCUCUUUGUGAAAUGGCGCCCAACGUGUCAACUUUCUCCAUUUCUCGAGCUAUGCAUGUCAAAGUUCAAACAUGCAGUUGCUC
Molecule: messenger RNA, 2023 nt
Organism: Linum tenue
Lineage: Eukaryota; Viridiplantae; Streptophyta; Magnoliopsida; Malpighiales; Linaceae
Source: the annotation of a GenBank genome assembly